CGGGUCGACUCACUUAACCCCGAGGUUCGAGUUCCGACCGUGUACUGUGGCGGUAGACUCUAGACACAUCCAACAGACCAAUAAAAAAUGGCUUUACGCCACCUCACCCCUCUCUCUCCUUUCACAAACCUCACUCCCCGUAUUCCGUCGUUCUCCCUCCUCUCCGCCACCACUUCCCGUCGUAACAACCGGUUUUCACUUUCAGUAAUGGCGUCCGCAUCACGAAAGGUGCUUGUUCCGAUUGCUAACGGAACGGAGCCUAUGGAAGCGGUUAUCACUAUCGAUGUGCUCCGUAGAGCUGGCGCUGACGUCACCGUCGCUUCUGUUGAAAAGGAGCUCAGGGUUGAUGCUUGUCACGGUGUUAAAAUUGUAGCUGAUGCUUUGAUUUCUGACUGUGUUGACACUGUUUUUGAUCUCGUUUCUCUUCCGGGAGGGAUGCCAGGUGCAACUAAUCUUAGAGACAAUAACACGCUGCAGAACAUCGUGAAAAAGCAAGCAUCAGAAGGCCGUCUGUAUGCUGCAGUAUGUGCAUCUCCUGCUGUUGCACUUGGCUCAUGGGGCCUACUGAAGGGCUUAAAAGCAACUUGUUAUCCAGCUUUCAUGGAGCAGCUAUCUUCCUCUGCAACCACUGUCGAGUCACGGGUCCAGCUGGAUGGACACGCUAUCACUAGUCGGGGCCCAGGAACCACCAUGGAGUACUCUGUUGCAUUGGUGGAGCAACUGUUCGGAAAAGAGAAAGCUGAUGAAGUUUCUGGACCACUGUUGAUGCGUACCAAACAUGAUGAUCAGUUCAUUGUUACCGAACUGAAUAAGGUGCAAUGGACAUGUGGCUCUGAACCUAAGAUUCUAGUACCUGUUGCUGAUGGAUCGGAAGAAAUGGAAGCUAUUAUAAUAAUCGAUGUUCUUCGACGUGCCAAAGCCAACGUAGUGGUUGCAUCAGUUGGUGAUAAGCUCGAAAUUUUGGCGUCUCGUAAAGUAAAGUUAGUUGCAGACAUGCUUCUUGAUGAGGCUGCUAAACAAUCAUAUGAUCUAAUUGUGUUGCCGGGUGGACUUGGUGGGGCCCAGGCAUUUACAAACUCGGAAACGAUCGUAAAUUUGCUUAAGAAACAGAGCGAGUCUGACAGAUACUACGGAGCAAUAUGUGCAUCCCCUGCUCUUGUACUGGAGCCCCAUGGAUUACUCAAGGGGAAAAAGGCGACUGCUUUCCCAGCAAUGUGCGAAAAACUGUCGGAUCGAAGUGAAGCUGAAAGCAGAGUGGUGGUUGAUGGUAAACUUAUCACUAGCAGAGGCCCAGGGACUACCUUUGAAUUUUCAUUGGCCAUUGUAGAGAAGUUUCUGGGUCACGAGAAAGCGCUAGAGAUUGCAAAGGCGAUGCUUGUCGUUUAAAGUUGCGAAGUAUCUUGCUAAGUAUAGGCUAGUUGCGUGUUCUCUUUAUGAUAAACAUGAAGUCUUGCUAAUAAAUGUUCCCAUGGGAUAGGAUUGGCUCGGCUGGCAUAGUCUAUAUACCCGUUGCCCGUCUGCUUUUGCAAUGCAAUUACAAUCAGUGUAGUAUGUAUGAGUUUCCAUUUUCGUUUCUAGAGUCGUUCUAGCUUCGAUUGCAAUGAAUAAAGUUACCAUUAUAUC
Messenger RNA from Helianthus annuus (common sunflower), 1623 nucleotides. RefSeq names its product protein DJ-1 homolog B. Gene Ontology annotation, biological process: protein deglycation, glyoxal removal; guanine deglycation, glyoxal removal. Gene Ontology annotation, cellular component: nucleus; cytosol. The transcript is spliced from 8 exons. The record is from RefSeq and is a predicted model, not a curated record. NCBI's taxonomy places the organism in Eukaryota, Viridiplantae, Streptophyta, Magnoliopsida, Asterales, Asteraceae. Gene Ontology annotation, molecular function: protein deglycase activity. Bases 88 to 1386 code for a protein of 432 amino acids.